UUAGGGUUUAUCGUCGCCAUGGCGAACCGCACGGACCCGGCGGCCAAGAGCGUCCACGGCACCAAUCCACAGAACCUGGUGGAGAAGAUUUUGCGCGAGAAGAUCCACCAGAGCUCGUUCUGGAAGGAGCAGUGCUUCGCGCUGACAGCCGAAACCCUGGUAGACAAGGCGAUGGAGCUGGAUCACAUUGGAGGAACUUACGGCGGGAACAGGAAGGCGACGCCGUUCAUGUGCCUCACUCUCAAGAUGCUCCAAAUCCAGCCCGAGAAGGAGAUCGUCGUGGAGUUUAUCAAGAACCAAGACUACAAGUAUGUGAGAGUUUUGGGAGCGUUCUACUUGCGACUCGUGGGCAAAGCCACGGACGUGUAUCAAUACUUGGAGCCUCUCUACAAUGACUAUCGCAAGAUCAGGCAGAGGAGCGCUGAUGGAAGUUUCUUCCUCUCCCAUGUCGAUGAGUUUAUCGACCAGCUCUUAACCACGGACUACUGCUGCGAUAUCACUCUUCCUCGAGUUCCCAAGAGAUCGGUGCUCGAGCAGAACAAUCAGCUGGAGCCGCGGAAGAGCGCUCUAGAGGACGACUUUGAGGAAGAAGAGGAGAAGGACGAGGAAGAAGGAGAACUCGAGCUUACAAACGAAGACAAGGCAUUGGAAAACGAUCGUGAAAGAGAAAGAGAAAGAGACCGUGAUCACAGGGAUAGGGAGUCCGAGGACCGGGAUAGACACAGGGACCGCAGAGAUCGAGAUAGGGACCGGGACAGAGAUUACAGGGACAGGGACCGAGAGCGAGAGCGGGACUUGUAUAGAGAUUACUACCGAAGGAGGGAGAGGGACGGAGAUAGAGACCGGGACAGGGAUAGAGAUCGCAGACGUAGGAGCCGGAGUAGAAGCAGGGAACGCAGGGAGCGAAGGGACGACAGCUCAAGGCGAAAGGACGAACAGCGGCCACCCGAGAGCGAUAAGAAGAAGAAGAAAGACACAAAACCGGAAGAGGACCCCGAGAUCGUGGAGGCCAACAAGCUCCGAGCCAAGCUUGGAUUGAAACCUCUUCGCUGAAAAGAAUGGUAUCUAGGAGGUAAUGUACCUGUGUUUUUUUUUUUUUUUUCCGCUUUGCUAUAACAAAGCGUGCGUGGCAAUCGCGAGCAGGAACUCUAGUACGUUUCCCCGGA
This is a messenger RNA of Selaginella moellendorffii, 1166 nucleotides long. Its product is annotated as pre-mRNA-splicing factor 38. NCBI's taxonomy places the organism in Eukaryota, Viridiplantae, Streptophyta, Lycopodiopsida, Selaginellales, Selaginellaceae. Gene Ontology annotation, cellular component: precatalytic spliceosome. The record is from RefSeq and is a predicted model, not a curated record. The coding region runs from base 19 to 1053 and encodes 344 amino acids. The transcript has 6 exons.